Heterocephalus glaber (naked mole-rat) is the source of this 5346-nucleotide messenger RNA. RefSeq names its product SEC16 homolog B, endoplasmic reticulum export factor (gene Sec16b). Lineage: Eukaryota; Metazoa; Chordata; Mammalia; Rodentia; Bathyergidae. The record is from RefSeq and is a predicted model, not a curated record. Gene Ontology annotation, biological process: Golgi organization. Gene Ontology annotation, cellular component: endoplasmic reticulum exit site; ER to Golgi transport vesicle membrane.
GUCACAGAAACACAGAAACACACACACACACACACACACACACACACACACACAGAAAAAAAAUGGAUGAACAUUUGGGGAAAGAACUUGAAACAAAAUAGCAUGGGGUGGAGAGGGGAAAAAUGUCAGGGAAAUCAUUCACGAGUCUUUUGUGGGCCCAUGUGGUAUUUCCACAUGGGCCAUAGGACAAGCUGCUGCCUCUUCUGUGUCUCAACUGGUGGGUGAAGCCUUCUGGGAGCUUCCCUGUGACUCCUUUAAUAUGCUUUUCCUCUGCUCCCCUCUCCCAGCUCCACUUCAUCUUUAUAGAAGCUAUUUUAAUAUUUAAAUGAAAGUUUUCAAAAAAUCUCAGAAACUCAAUUUUGAGGGUGCAUAAUUUAAAAAUUACUUGACACCCAUUGGCAUCACUGAAGACAUGCUGGAUGGACCCUGAGAGAGAAUGAAGACAAAUCAGGAUCAAGGCAAGCAUGUGAACCUAGCCAAAAGCUGCCUUCACUGUGCAGAGCUGAUCCAGAGGUGUCACAAGCAAUAAAGAUGGAAUGUCCCUAGUUCACUAAUGUCAGAAUGACUUAGAUGGAAAAAGGCAAUCAUUAAGGAGAGUGAAUUUCUCCACAUUUAGCAAGUAUUGGUUAGAACCCCUAAUGACCUGUUCUCUGUUUGCCUGUCUUACUGCUUCAUUGGAGUGAUUUUGAUUUGAAAGCAUUUGACUCAUAUCUUAGUCAUUGUUUGGUGGUUCUACCAUCUGAGCCAUUAGCCUGAAAAAAGAAUCAAUGCAGCUCCCAGUGACAGUAUUUAUUCUAUAUUCACAGACUUUUCCCAGCUCUUCCUUGCAGGCUGCCUGCUGGAGAAAUCACACCCACACACCUGGUUCUCCUUUUUCAGUAACCGUGGGGCUUCCCACCUGCACCCUUCUCUCAACAACCACAGUGAUGAGAGAACACUUCUGCCCUCAGUCAUGGAAUGAACCCGUCACCACCUCACCAGUGUAUUUGACUCUGCUCCUUCCUCGCACAUGACCUGUUUCAUCUGGCUUUCGAGCACCACCUCAAAGAACUCACUGACCUUAUUUUCUGUGUGGCCUGGUGGAAAGAGAAUGGCCUGUAAGCCAGGGCCUCUUCCUGGAAGGAUUGAAAACAGUAGGGCAGCCACUGGUGAGACAAACUUCAUGGCCUAGCAGUGAGAAAAUAAACUGACUACAUAACUGCUCAAAACGCAAGAGAAAUUCGGAGGGUCAGGAUGGAACCUCGGGCUCCCCAGUGGCCAUCUUGGCCACAGGGGAGGCCCAGGGCACCAGUAAAGGACCCAGAUCGAGGGCUUCAGAGUGGACAUCAUCGGCCCAUUCCUCACUCUCAUCACAAUGGAGAAGGGUUCUAUCAAUGGCAAGAGGUCCACGGGAGUCCGAAGCUGCAGCAGGACCCCAGGGCAGACCACCAGCAGCCCUGCUAUGCAUCCAGGCCUGGGCGUGCAGUUGACUACUACGAUGGGGGUUAUCCCACUCACUUAUGCUCCAGGGCAGGCUACGAGGAUCCCUAUCAGAGAUACCUCUCUCCAGCAUUGACAGAUGAAUACGCUUAUGCAAGUUAUUACUACAGUGGGCACCUGCAGCGGCGGCUCGAGGAAAGAGUGCCAAGGCAGGGGAGUCCUUAUGUCUGGCAUGAAGGUUAUGGAGAUCAAAAGUACCUCAAUGAAUAUCAUCGGGAAAACCGGAAUAGUCCAUUUGGAACAAAUGAGACCCAAUUCCACUCUACCAGCUGGAAUACUUAUAAAGACAGCACUGCUUCUAGCUCUGGACAUGAGCAGCCUGGGGAACUCCUUCCAGAGAACCUGCUAACUAGAGCCCCAAAGAAUAAGCCGUCAUUGACCAGCAAGUCCAACCUUCUCCAGCAGCAGGAGUCUGGUCUCAGCUCCAGCAGCUAUGAGCUCAGUCAGUACAUGGCAGAUGCCUCUGAGCAGUAUGGUCCUGGGGCUUCAGCAGCUUGGAGUCCAGUUCAUGCCGGGGUUGUCUCAGCAGUUGGUCCCAAGACACCCAUGAAGUUCUACAUCCCUCAUGUGUCUGUGACUUUUGGGCCAGGAGGUCAGCUGGUGUGUGUGUGUCCCAGGUCUCCCACGGAUGGGCAGGUGCCCCUUGUUGAACUGCACAGCAUGGAGGUAAUUCUUAAUGACUCUGAGGCCCACGAGGAGAUGAGAAGUUUCUCAGGACCCCUGAUCAGGCAAGAUGUACACAAGGUGGAUAUCAUGACAUUUUGCCAGCAGAAAGCAGCUCAGAGCCUCAAAUCUGGGACACCAGGGAGCAGGGACUCGGCUCUACUUUGGCAACUAUUAGUUCUCCUUUGUCGCCAGAAUGGGUCCAUGGUGGGGUCUGACAUAGCUGAGCUGCUGAUGCAAGACUGCAAGAAAUUGGAGAAAUACAAGCAACAGCCCCCCGUGGCCAACCUCAUCAGCCUGAUGGGUGAGGACUGGCCUGUGAUGAACCCUGGGACCCGCAACCUGCUCACUGGGGAGAUCCCCCCCACUGUGGAGACGCCGGAGCAGGUUGUGGAGAAGUUCACCAAGCUGCUGUACUAUGGAAGAAAGAAGGAGGCCUUGGAGUGGGCAAUGAAGAACCACUUGUGGGGUCACGCUUUGUUCCUAUCCAGCAAGAUGGACCCAAGGUCCUACAACUGGGUCAUGAGUAGCUUCACCAGUACCCUGGCUCUCAACGACCCCCUGCAGACCAUCUUCCAGCUCAUGUCGGGGAGAAUUCCACAAGCAGCCACGUGCUGUGGGGACAAGCAGUGGGGAGACUGGAGGCCCCACUUGGCCGUGAUUCUGUCAAAUCAGUCUGGGGACCCAGAACUGCAUCAGCGUGCGAUUGUCACCAUGGGGGAUACUCUGGCUGGGAAGGGGUUUGUGGAGGCAGCUCACUUCUGCUAUCUCAUGGCUCAUGUGCCCUUUGGCCACUACACUGUGAAGACAGACCUUCUGGCCCUGCUGGGCAGUAGCCACAGUCAAGAGUUCUUGAAAUUCGCAACCACCGAGGCUAUCCAGAGGACGGAAAUCUUCGAGUACUGCCAGAUGCUGGGCCGCCCCAGAUCUUUCAUUCCUUCUUUCCAGGUGUAUAAACUCCUUUACGCUUCCCGUCUGGUGGAUUGUGGCCUGGCAUCCCAGGCCUUGCAUUACUGCGAGGCCAUUGGCGCAGCUGUCCUGAGCCAGGGAGAGAGCAGUCACCCUGUGCUAUUAGUGGAGCUCAUCAAGCUUGCAGAGAGACUGAAGCUGUCAGAUCCUCUGGUUUUAGAAAGGCGCCCUGGGGACAGGGACCUGGAGCCGGACUGGCUAGUACAAGUGCGGAGGCUGCACCAGGAGCUUGAGCAAAAGGCAACGGCAGACAUCGGGGAUCCUCAUUCUGCUCGCUUAGAUCUUUCCGGAGCCAAAGGAACAACAGACACUUUCUACCAGGAUUUUUGGGGACAUCAGGUCUCUGGGUCCCAUUCAGCCCCAUGGCCAACUCUGGAGCAGACAGGCCUAACCCAGCCUGGCCCCCUUACCCUGCAGCUGGGCCCCUACCCAGUGGAUGGAGGUACCGGCCACACUGGGGCAGCAGUGCCUCCUUACUUGGUCCCUGAGACCUGCCCUCCAGGGACUGGUGAUGGCCAGGGCAGUGUGGCAGUGAUGGGGCCUCACGGAAGAGGGGCCUGGGAGGAGACACUGCCGACACACCCUGGCCCUGGAGAGAACACAGUGUCUCAAGAAACCUCCCAGCAUUAUGAUAGUCAGAAUGUCAUUCCCAAAACUCAGGUACCACAGGCUCCCAGAGCACGAAGUUUCUCUGAGAAUUCUGGUGUCUCAGUCCAGGAGGUUGAGGAAGAGUCCUCUGAUGAAGCAGAUAAAAAACAGUCCUCAAAUGUUUCGCAGAGAGAAAAGUCAGGAGACCUGAAAGACAACACAAAGAGCUCAGGAUUUGGCUGGUUCAGCUGGUUUAGAUUGAAGCCCUCCAACAGCCUGUCUGAAGAAGACUCGUUAUCGGACUGUACAGACUCUGAGCAGGCUUCGCCUCCCUGCCAGACCAGCCCUGGCCUCUCACCGACACUGCCUCUUGAGUCCCUAUCCCUGCCAGGUGGCGAUGAGCUCCCAGAAUCCCUGUCCAGUGGGGGCACAGCUGAGAGUACUGGGAUUGGAGGAUUCUCAGGGCUCGAGAGUGUUUCUUCUGAGCUCUACUCCAAACCUGGUGUCCUGCCUCCUCCUCCCGCCUUGCAAGGAGCAGUUCCGCUCUACAACCCAUCUCAGAUUCCUCAGCUACCAGCUACCAGCCUGAAUCGACCAAACCGCCUAGCUCAGCGCCGCUAUCCAACCCAGCCAUGCUGAGAACAACCACCCAUUCCAGGCUUGUCUCCUGAAAGCACAGUUUCUAUGUUGCUCUCUUUUUCUCAGUCUCCCAUCCCCUCUCUCAUAUUUAGGCCCUAAAGAGGGUUUUACUAGUCUGCUGCCUCCACUGGAUAUUCAGAAGGCGAGGGAAUAGGACCUCUCACGACAUAGCUGAAGCUUAACUUCAGAAUGAUGGAAUUUAUUGCAUCAGAUGGAAAAUUUGAGAACAAUAGCAGUCUGGAAGUGAGCAGAGUGUCAUGACCACAGUACUUGAGAUGGUGGCGUGAGAGCCUCAAGAUCCCCAUGCCUAGAAUCAGUGAUGAUGCCACCAGUCUCUGUAACAGGGGCUCAGGGCAAUAUUCCAGACUAACUUUGACUUCCUUUUCAGUCUCAGUUACAGCUGUAGUUAGCCAAGUUUUCAUACUGAAAUUCAAUCAUUGCUGCCCUUCAAUGAUUCUCUCUUCAAUGACAUUUCAGCAAUUUUCUUCCUCAUUCUGGUUUUGUGCACAUUUUCUGUGCAGUUCAGAUUAAUUAUAUUUUUCUCACUUUCUUAGCUGGUCCUAUUUUUUCACAUUCUGGCAUCUGGCUAUCAAGUUAGAUUGCUGUAGGCAUCAUAUUGUCAUGGUAACUACUGAACCUAAUGAUGCAGAUGGAUGGAACAUCAGUGUAAUAAAUGGUGGAAAACAUUUCCUAAAAAUUCUUCCUUUCCAUAAAAAGGGAGGGAUGAGUGCUGGGUGUUGUUAAUACCUCCCUUUCUACCUCAGGCCUUUGCAAAUUGAUGUUCAGAGGGUUACUGGAGCCAGAGGGAGGAGGGGGUUAUCUUGGAAAUUUCCAUUUCUCCUUGCAAACCCAAAAUAGGAAUGAUUCUUGCUGUUUGUCAGAUUUGCUGAAAAUUGCUCCGCACAAAGAACACUUUUUGUAUGUGUAAUUGUACAUACAGGUUUUGUACUUUAAUGUACUAUGGUUCUGAUGUUGGUAGCGAUUAAAUCUAGAUAAUUUUAUAGCAAA